UGCGGUUCAUUUAUUGUGAAGGGUCUGUAGCGGAAGUGCUCUGAUCCUCAGUCACGGACUUUAUCCAGUGGCUGCUCUUCGCACCUCGCUCCCACUGACAAUAUCUUGGUUGGCUGAGGACUGUGUUCGUUUGUCUUCGGUCCACGCUUUAGCCCCGAGUGUCGGUCUGCUGAGCGUGUUUGUGUGCUUUUUCCGCCACUUUAACAACAUCUCCAAACGUUUAAAGUGUUCCGAAGGCUGCGGACCAGGAGCCAAAGAGAGGCGAGCAGGUGGAAGGGCAGUAAAGUUGAUUCCUCCCCCCUCUCCUGUGGUCCGAGUCUGCGACGAAUUGGACUCAGCAUCGAUAUAAAACCGUCAAGGGUCUACCGAUGGCGUCUGAACUACGUGAUGGUCUGAAGGUUGCGUUCGUCCUCAUCGCCGUUCUCUCUACAGGUUCUGGUGAAAAUGACAUGGACUGGACGUUUUGUGGCCUUUGGCUCCAUGACCUAGGUUCCCCGCAGCUGGACGUGAACAUCUCCCCUGGAUGUUCUAACGUCUCGGUCUCGGCCAACAGGACGACUCUGUCCAUCCACGGUCAGGUGACCGCUCAGUGUCGGCGCUUCAAUGGGAUUCAACUGGACCAUUAUGGCCUUGGUCACGAGAAAGCGAGUAACUUCUGUCUGUACUGGGAGCCAGCGCUGGAUCGCCUCAUCCUGCAGGUCAAACAACAGAACUUCAGCCUCUGCAGGUCAGCCCACCCUGAAGGCUCCUGCUGCACUGACCUGUCCCGCUCCUCCAUAGGACCUGAAGUGGUUCACGGCAUCAAGAAGGCAAUGAUCAGAACAGACGUCAUCUCUCUGGAAACCUUCAGUGGCUACACCUUCAAAGGAGAAAGAGUUCCCUGCAAAACCCUGCGUGGAGACACCAGCCUCCAGUCCAACCAUCUGAGCAGCCUUGAACACAGAGCUGAGCAGUUCAUCCCCGUCAGCUUCAACAUCGACCUGGAAGAUUCCAGACCCUACGACCUGUCAUCUCCUAUCAGUCGAGGUGAAUAUGAAGAACCCACCAUCACCGUCCAUCUACCGCCUGCCUUGAAACUGGCCAUGAGGACCACCACUAAGGUCGCGGUGACCUUCCACACAAACACCACCUUUUUCCAGGACGGUCACAAGGAGACGAAGAUCCUCGGUGAGGUGGUGGACAUCACUGUGGAGAAUGAGAUCAUCGCUGAUCUGUCUGAGCCAAUCAGGAUCAGCUUUUACCAUGACGCCAUACAAGAAGAACAUUCGAGGAAGUGUGUGGCCUGGGACUCCAGGAAAAAUCCUGUGCAUGUUAAGUGGUUAGCAGAGGGAUGUGUGACAAGCCAGCGAGGCGUCGAACACACAGAGUGCUUCUGUAACCACCUGACCUACUUCUCUGUGCUGGUGGAAUUGCAGCCUCGACCAGUGCGCCAUCUCAUGGCUCUUACCGUCAUUACUUCUCUGGGCUGCGCUGCCUCUUUCAUCAGCUGUGUUGCUCUCAUCGUGUUUCUCUGCACUAAGAGCCGUCAGUCUAAGGAACAGUCAGUUCCCAUCCACCUGGGUCUGGCUUUGUCUCUGGCUGUUCUUCAUCUUCUCUUCUUCCUGACUGGUGUCCUGGCCAACCUGGGGGGCGAGGCCCUGUGUGCUUGGGUGGGGGCCGGAAUGCAUUACAGCCUGCUCAGCUCCUUCACGUGGAUGGGUAUAGAGAUUUUCCACACCUUCUGGUUGGUGUAUGUGGUUUUUACACCUUCUCCAAAACCAUACAUUUGGAACCUGCUGGGCUUCGGUCUGCCCCUGAUUCCCGUCAUCAUCCUGGUAGCAGUGGGCGACGUUUACGGCUUGAGAGAAGUCUUUUCAGCUGAUGACCUCUCCAACCCGUACCAAAUGUGCUGGAUGAAAGACUCGACCAAGGCCUUGCUGGCUCACUAUGUGACCAACAUCACAUCGGUGUUCCUCCUGGUCUCCUCUGGUAUCGUGAUGCUCAUCCUGGUCUACCGGAAGAUCCGCAUCAGAGACGAAUGGAAGCAGACCCAGGUGGCUUUCCUCAGCAUCUGGGGCCUGAGCUGCCUCUUUGGAACCUUCUGGGGUCUGACCUUCUUUGAAUUCAUGUCAGACCUGGUCCUCUUCUUCUCCUGUUUCCUCACCUCUUUUCAAGGGUUCUUCAUCGCGCUGCGGUUCUACAUGCUGGAGUGGAUGAGGAAACGAGCUGCCUCUACACUCUGCAGCAACAGCACUGGAUCCACCAGACAACACAUGCUGCAGGAGAAGAGCUGAGUCAGGUUAUCACUGUGACAACACCAUCCUGUCCUUGGUUUAUUAUUAUUAUUAUUAUUAUUAUUAUUAUUAUUAUUAUACUGCUGUGUCUUCAAAUGUGACCAGUUAAUUUAAACGUGACCCUGAGCAGCAGUGAAAACUCACCCAUCAUUUCUGUUGUCACGGCAGAACAACUGCUGAGACAUUUCGUACAUCACUGUGACUCGGCUGUAAUUCUUAGUCCGCACUGACGUUGGAGUGUUUCCUCAGUUCUUCUCCCUUCAGCCAGCAGCUAAAAAAGUUCAAUUGACAAAAACGUCAGGUUUCAGCUGAGACGUGGGGUCAAUAUCAGUUCUGUAACUGAGCCACACAAAGAUAAAGUUUGUAUUUGUACAGGUUCUACAUGAAGUACUACGUGUAGUAAAACUAGAACCAUACUGGACCUCAAUGAUAAAAGUACUGCUGGAUUCAUUCAGGUUGAAGUUAGACAGUUAAUACACAUUCACUUUAACCACGGUAACCAUGGUAACCACCAAUCUCUUUUGGGCAUUAAUCUUUUUUUUUUUUUUAAUUCUGGUGAUAAAAAAAACAUGGAGCCAAACAAGUCCAACCACAAAAAUCUAGAACCUUCAGUGUUCUGAGGUGGAACCUUCUACAUCCUGCAGUAGUUCAUGUAAAGGUCAUUUCAUUUAAAGCCUGACACAUUCAGACUCAUGUGUAAAUAAUAAUGAUCAUGUGACAUGUUGCUGUUCCAGGCAGAGCAGACAAACGGAUGAAUUUAGUCACGUCGGUCACCUGACGGUCGGUCAUCUGACGGUCAAACAAGGUCUUCAGUUCAAAUACAAACAGAGAUAAAGCUACUGUGUUGAUUCUUCUUCUCCGAGGAAGAAAUGCAGCCUUGACUCAGGAACUCAGACCUGGAGUCUGUGUUGUUGUCUAGACUGGAUCUAGUUGAUCAACAAAGAAGUUCAUGUCCAAAAACCUUUUAUGAAUGCUGUGAUACUGAGCUGUGAUUAUACAUAUAUAUAUAUAU
Cynoglossus semilaevis (tongue sole) is the source of this 3285-nucleotide messenger RNA. RefSeq names its product adhesion G-protein coupled receptor G5-like. The coding region runs from base 369 to 2273 and encodes 634 amino acids. The record is from RefSeq and is a predicted model, not a curated record. The transcript has 15 exons. Lineage: Eukaryota; Metazoa; Chordata; Actinopteri; Pleuronectiformes; Cynoglossidae. Gene Ontology annotation, molecular function: G protein-coupled receptor activity. Gene Ontology annotation, biological process: adenylate cyclase-activating G protein-coupled receptor signaling pathway; cell surface receptor signaling pathway. Gene Ontology annotation, cellular component: plasma membrane.